Molecule: messenger RNA, 1102 nt
Organism: Medicago truncatula (barrel medic)
Lineage: Eukaryota; Viridiplantae; Streptophyta; Magnoliopsida; Fabales; Fabaceae
Product: protein SOB FIVE-LIKE 5
Exons: 4
Coding region: 248-847 (199 amino acids)
Biological process (GO): cytokinin biosynthetic process
Source: RefSeq, a predicted model, not a curated record
AGUCUGUGCAAGUUUAUCCAACUUUUCAUCCACCAAACGAAAGCAAUAAAAGACAAAAUGAUUUCUUUGGUUUUUUAUCCAACUUGCUCAACUCCAAAAUCAAACACUAUCAACAACGUUAAUAAAAUGUUCCAUUGUUUUCACUCUUUUAUUACAUGUACCUAGUCUUUCUUAAUUUCAUCAUACACUAGAAAAGUAGAAAACUCUUUUCUAUAUACUAGAAUCUAUAGGUAGAAAGAAUUGAAAAAUGAACAUGAGUGCAUUUGAUUCUGAAUGUAGUAGUGGAUGUGAGUCAGGUUGGACUCUAUACCUUGAACAUUCUUAUGAAGACACUAGAUUCAUAGGUGGAACUGAAGGGUACUAUGGAAACCAACACAAAGACAAAAGAGUCACAAAUGAGUAUUCUGAAGAAGGGGUGGAAGAUUUGUCUAUGGUUUCUGAUGCUUCUUCUGGUCCUCCACAUCUUCCAUAUGAUGACGAUGUUUACUUCAAUGAGAAAGACAAUGUAGUGAAAAAACACAAGAAAGGUACAAAGAAACAGAAAGUUAGAGAAAAUAAACAACAUGCUAUUGCUGUUGAAGAUCAACAACACCUUCCUUCUUUUCUUCAUGACACUGCUAGCUCUCAUGUCUUUGACUUUUCAACUAACAAUGUUGUUGGGACAAACCAACAAAAUUAUGUAGGAAAUAUGGUAGAUUAUUCACAAGGUUUUUCAGCAACUAAUAAUUAUUUUGAGGGAAAAUCAUCAUACCAAGAAGAAAAAUUCGGUUUUUUACAACCACCUCUCUCAAAAAAUGAUCUUCAAGGCAACAACAGCUGGUAUGGAGGAAAAAAUCAGUUCUAUUAAUGGCUGCCUCUGCUAUUGAAGUUGUUGCAGUGGAUGUUAAUUACUCAAGAUUAAUGAAGGAAUUUAAUUCUUCUUUUCCUUUUUACUUUGUCAAUUCAGUGGAAGUUACUGAAAAGAGCAAGUUAGUCAUUUGUUUCUACUUUAGAAAAUGUAAUUUUGUUGUUUAAUCAAUGGUGAUUACAAGCUAAUUUAGUUAGGAAGUAUGUUUACUUCUUGUUAUUUUGAUGAAUCUACAUAGUUAAUUUUACUUUUUUA